This is a messenger RNA of Lasiodiplodia theobromae, 3213 nucleotides long. Its product is annotated as Sulfite reductase flavoprotein component. Lineage: Eukaryota; Fungi; Ascomycota; Dothideomycetes; Botryosphaeriales; Botryosphaeriaceae. Gene Ontology annotation, cellular component: cytosol. The transcript has a single exon. Bases 1 to 3213 code for a protein of 1070 amino acids. The record is from RefSeq and is a predicted model, not a curated record. Gene Ontology annotation, molecular function: flavin adenine dinucleotide binding; FMN binding; sulfite reductase (NADPH) activity.
AUGCGUCUCCAGCUGCCCGAGUCCGCCGGCCCUCAGGCUGAGGCCCAGCAAACUGCCCUCAAGCAGUUCGCCCAGAAGUCCUCGAGCCUGCCCUUCGGCCAGCAUGUCCCGCUGUCCUCCAUCUCCGGCCCUACCUACCUGACCGCCCAGACCCUCGUCCAGCAGGUCGCCUACGCCCUCUCCGACAAGGUCUUCGCAUACUCGCCUGAGACGUACGACCUGGACGUUGCUUUGAAGGAGUGGCAGUCGCAGGGCGAGCACAAUGCCUUUGGAUACAAGACUGGCGUCUCUGCCCUUGAGACCAGGACUGGCGCCGGCAACGUUGCUCUGGGAUACAUUUUCUCCAAGGACUUUGACCUGUCCAAGAGGCACAUUCCUCAGGCCAUCGUUGCCUCGUCCUCCACCCUGCAGCAGCUGAGGCCUGCUUUGGACCAACUUUCGCUGCUCUACUCUGUCGCGAACCCUCUGGUUGCCCAUGUCGCUGCCGUCGACUACGCUGCUGGCUCCUCGUCCGGCCUGGUCACCGACUACUCCACCAGCUUCACUCUUGCCGAGGAGCUUGGCCUCGGUCUUGUCUCCAGCGCCUCUGCCUACGAGAUCCAGCACAUGUCUCUCUUUGCUACCCUUCUCGCCAGUGUUCUGCCCACCAUUCACACCUAUGAUGGAAUUACCGUUGGUCGUGAGACCACUCGUGUCGUUGAUGUCAUGGAUAAGUCUGGUCUGCUCAACAACUACAACGCCAUUCUGAAGGCUACCUCCAGCGUCGAGGGCAAGCACUCCGACAACGAGGGCCGUGCCGUUCGUCUCCUCAAGGCCUUCAACGACGAGUUCGGUUUUGACUACAAGCUGUUCGAGUACCACGGCCACGAGGCGCCUGAGACCGUCAUUGUUGCUUUCGGCACUGUUGAGGCUUCCCUGGGCGCCCAGGUUGCCCAAUCCCUUGCUUCCAACGGUGUCAAGGUUGGCCUGAUCAACGUCCGUGUCUACCGUCCCUUCGUUGAGGAGGUCUUCCUCGAGACCCUGCCCAAGUCUGUUCAGACCAUCGCUGUUCUUGGCCAGGUCCACGAUGCUGCUGCUGUCUCCGACGAGAGCGUCCACUCCGCGCUUUACAGCGAUGUCCUUGCCGCUGUCAGCUUUUCUGCUGCCAGCGCCGCCUCUGUCGUCGACGUCAAGUACGCUCGCGAGGAGGUUUGGACGCCCGCGAAGGUCGCCAACCUCUUUGCGAAGUUCAGCACCGAGGCUGCUCAGGCUGCCCUCUCCAUCUCUGAUGCUUCUGCCCAGCAGUUCACUUUCUGGAACAUUGACGAGUCCGUCGCUGUUGGUGCCCCCGUUGUCCUCGGCCAGCUGUACUCCAAGGACUCGGCUUCCAACGUAACCGUUCGCACUGGCCACGACAACCUGGUCCAGGGUGGUGUCGUUCGCACCGAUAUCCGCAAGUCCAGCAAGUCCCUUGAGGCCGCUUACUCUGUUGAUGCUGCCGACGUUGCUUUCGUUGGUGACGAGAAGCUCCUCCACGAGUUUGACAUUCUGAACAGCCUGAAGACUGGCGGAACCCUUAUUGCCAAGAUUCCUGGUGCUAAGGACGACGAGCUCGAGAAGCAUUUCCCCGUUGGCGCCCGCAAGGGUCUCUUCGGCAAGAAGGUCAACCUCUUCGUUCUUGACCCCACUGCUUCCGAGAAUGUCUCCGAGGACGCUGCUCUUGAGGCCUACCUUGUUCAGCUUUCCUUCCUGAAGGUUGCAGAGGCUGGCAGGUUCGAGACUCUGGCCCACAAGCUCGCUACCUUGAGCGGCGGCUCCCUCGACAGCAUCGUCAAGGAUGUUGAGAAGUCCCUUCGCCAGGUCCAGAUUCCCGAGUCCUGGGCCACCAUUGAGCCCGAGGUUGAGAGCAUCUCCCUGCCCACCGACAUCAAGGUCAACAGCUUCGCCUCUUUCCAGAAGGUUGACCCCGAGCCCCCGACUCUUCUCAAGAGCUGGGUCGAGGCCGCCAAGGGUCUUGCCUUCAAGGAGGCGUACGGCACCAAGACUGCCCUUCGUCCCGACCUUGGCGUCAAGACGGCCAUUGUCCACAUCAAGGAGCGCCGCCGUCUCACUCCUCUCGACUACGACCGCAACAUCUUCCACAUCGAGUUCGACCUCGGCGACUCCGGCGUCAAGUACGACAUCGGCGAGGCUCUCGGCAUCCAUGCUGAGAACGACCCGAAGAUGGUCGAUGAGUUCAUCCAGUGGUACGGCCUCAACCCCGACGAGAUCGUCGAGGUUCCCACGCGCGAGGACCCCAACGUUCUCGAGAACCGCACCGUCUACCAGGCACUGCUCCAGAACGUCGACAUCUUCGGCCGCCCCCCGAAGCGCUUCUACGAGGCUCUCGCCGAGUUCGCGACGGACGAGAAGGAGAAGACGGCGCUGCUGGCGCUGGUUACUCCCGACGGCGCCGUCGAGUUCAAGCGCCGCGCCGAGGUCGACACGGUCACCUUCGCCGACAUCCUGCUCGAGUUCAAGUCUGCGCACCCGUCCUUCAACGACAUCGUGCGCAUCGUCAGCCCGAUGAAGCGCCGCGAGUACUCGAUCGCGUCGUCGCAGAAGGUCACGCCCAACUCGGUCUCCCUCCUCAUCGUCACGGUCGGCUGGGUCGACGCGCAGGGCCGCGACCGCUUCGGCCAGGCCACGCGCUACCUCAACUCGCUCUCGGUCGGCGACCCCGUCACCGUGUCGGUCAAGCCGUCGGUCAUGAAGCUGCCGCCCAAGACGACCGCGCCCAUCAUCAUGGCCGGUCUGGGAACCGGUCUCGCGCCUUUCCGCGCUUUCGUCCAGGAGCGCGCGCGCCAGAAGCAGGAGGGCCACGAGAUCGGCGCCGUCAUGCUGUACAUGGGCGCGCGCCACCAGCGCGAGGAGUACCUGUACGGCGAGGAGUGGGAGGCCUACCAGGACGCCGGCAUCAUCACCCUGCUCGGCCGCGCCUUCUCGCGCGACCAGCCCGAGAAGAUUUACAUCCAGGACCGCAUGCGUCAGACCAUCGAGGACAUCCGCAAGGCGUAUCUCUCGGAGGAGGGCAGCUUCUACCUCUGCGGUCCCACCUGGCCCGUGCCGGAUGUUACUGCCGUGCUGGAGGAGGCGAUUCAGGAGGAGGCCAAGGCUGCUGGCAAGAAGGUGGAUAGCAGGAGGGUGAUUGAGGAGUUUAAGGAGGAGGGCAGGUAUGUGCUGGAGGUUUACUAA